Molecule: messenger RNA, 5047 nt
Organism: Pteronotus mesoamericanus
Lineage: Eukaryota; Metazoa; Chordata; Mammalia; Chiroptera; Mormoopidae
Gene: TARBP1
Product: TAR (HIV-1) RNA binding protein 1
Exons: 30
Coding region: 30-4883 (1617 amino acids)
Biological process (GO): tRNA methylation
Molecular function (GO): RNA binding; tRNA (guanine) methyltransferase activity
Source: RefSeq, a predicted model, not a curated record
GCGCCAGGUGUCGGCGGCGCGCGCGGCAAAUGGAGUGGGUGCUUGCGGAAGCGUUGCUCGCGCAGAGCCGGGACCCCCGGGUCCUGCUCGGGACGCUGUGCCGCGGGGAGGCGUCCGCGGAGCGCGUAGAGACGCUGCGCUUUCUCCUGCAGCGGCUCGAGGACGAGACGGCGCGCGGCGGCGGGGACGCGCUCCCAGACGCGGUGCGCGAGGUCGCCGCCGGGUACCUGGUGCCGCUAAUGCGGGGCCUGCGCGCGCGCCCCGCGGGAGCCGCGGACUCCGACCCGCCGGCCGCGCACCGCCGGCGCCUGCUGAGGGCGGCGGGCGCGGCCCUCCGCUCGUGCGCGCGCCUCGCGGGGGGCCCGCAGCUGGCGACCACGCUGGCCGAGGAGGCGCUGCGUGACUUGCCGGCCGCGAGGCCGGCCCCCGGCCUCGAGGGGAGCGCCGAGGCGGCCGUGGAGGUGCUGGCGGCCGUGGGGCCCUGCCUGCGGCCCCGGGAGGACGGACAGCUGCUGGAGCGCGUGGCGCAGGCCGCGCUCUCUCUGGCCCUGGCCGGGGACGGGGAGGCGGCGGCGCUGGCGGCCGGGAGGCUGCUGCCGGCUCUGGGCCAGAGCGGCGGGGCGGUGCUGCGGACCGUGUGGGGCGGGCUGCUGGCGCCCUCGGAGCCGGGCCGCGUGGGUCCGAGGCUGCAGGUGCUGAGCGCCCUGGCCGAGCGGCUGCUGCCCGAGCCCGGCGAGCGCCCGGCAGGCCCCGACGCGCGACGCUGCGCGCCGUUCUGGCGGACGGUGCAGGCGGGGCUGGCGCUGGCCGAGGACGCGCUGACGCGCAAGCGCGCGCGCUACCUGCUGCAGCGGGCGGUGGAGGUGUCGGCUGAGCCAGGCGCCGAUGGCAUCUGCGGACCCCGGGAAGGAAACGGUCCAAGUCUGUUUUGGUGGUCUGAGAAGAAAAGAGAUGAACUUCUGAAGUUUUGGGAAAACUAUAUUUUAAUUAUGGAAACUCUAGAAGGGAACCAGAUACAUGUUAUAAAGCCAGUUUUACCAAAGCUAAACAAUCUGUUUGAAUAUUCAGUGUCAGAGGAAAACGUCCACCCGGAGCAACAGAAUGCGGCGGUCCAGUGUCAGCCUGAGACGUUCCGCGCGGGACGGUGGCUCCUUCACCCCUCCUGGCACUUGUGUAUUUACAAAAGGAUGUUCGAAAGUGAGAACAAAAUCCUGACCAAGGAAGGCGUUGUCCACUUUUUGGAGCUCUACGAAAUGAAGGUGCUUCCAUUUUCACAAGAAUUUUCUGAGUUUAUUAUUGGACCGUUAAUGGAUGCACUUUCAGAGAGCUCUCUAUAUAGCAGGUCCCCAGGCCAGCCGAUAGGAAGUGGCUCUCCACUGGGAUUGAAAUUACAGAAGUUUCUAGUCACUUACAUUUCUCUUCUUCCAGAAGAACUAAAGAGUAGUUUUUUGUUAAGUUUUAUUCAGAAGAUGACCAGUAGACACUGGUGUGCUGUUCCCAUUUUGUUUCUGUCUAAGGCUCUGGCCAGUGUCCCAAGAUGCAAAGCCCUGGGUCUGGAAGGGCUUCUGGCCCUCAGGGAUGUGCUCCAGUGCACCACGAUCACGCACCAGAUCCUGCUGAGGGGGGCGGCGCAGUGCUUCCUUCUCCGGGCAGCCAUGAACUUGGUUGAUGUGGAGAAAGUGUCGCUUUCCGACGUCUCAGCUUUUCUCACGUCGCUGAGACAAGAGGAGUCCUUAGCGCGAGGGACACCGCUGUGGACAGAGCUCUGUGAUUGGUUGCGUGUUAAUGAAAGCUGUUUUGGGCGACCCUCGGCUUGUAGCUCCGUUGGACUUCCAGAGACAGCAUGCUCCUUAAAUGCUUAUGUAAAGAACCUAGUUGAAGAGCAUAUUAAGCCACCUGCUUGGGAAGGAGCGAGCGGCUGGGUGCCCGGCUGGGGUGAGGCCAAGCUUGUUGCUCUGAUGGUCCUGCUGGCCGUGGACGUGGAAGGAAUGAAGACGCGGCACAGUGAAAAGCGGAGGAUGCAGAAUGUGCUGCGGACGUUCUUGGACCCUCUCCUGGACGCACUCGCAAAGCUCGGCUACAACGCCUACAUGCCUGUGCCGAAGACCGACAGGUGCCUCCAGCUGCUGGUGACGCUGCUGCACGAGGCCAGAGGCCCCAGCGCCCUGGAUGGGGAGGAUGAGGUGUCUCUGCUCCUCCAGGACUUCGUCGCGUCCACGGCCGAGAGCAUCUCCCAGUUUCUCCUCAGGAGGCUCACUAUGCAUGAACUGAGCAGCGUUUCAGACCUGGAUCGUGGCCACCUGUAUCUGCAGGUCUUCACGGAGCUCACGCACCUCCAUCGGGAGGUGGGGUGGAAGAGAGGCAACCCCACCUGGAGAGUAGUUUCUCUUUUGAGAGACGCAUGCAUUCGGCAUCUUCAGGACGAGGACAGCGGACAGGAGCCGGCGCUGGCGAGGCAGGUUCAGAGGGCGGUCAGUAUGGCGGCCCUGGCCGCGGUGUGCGAGGCCAUGGACCAGGAGCCGGAGCUGCAGCCAGACCCGCUGGACGCUGGGCCCAUGGAGAGGUUCCUGGCCUCCCUUCAGCUCAACCAGAUGCUGCGGAAGCCGUGCCCGGAGGAGCAAAGCAGUUUUUUUGAAGAAUCAUCCUCCUCCCAAGGAUGGGGCAAGAUAGCUGCACAGUAUAUUCACGACCAGUGGGUCUGCCUCUCCUUUCUGUUGAAAAAGGAUCACACUGGCACGCCCCCUUCAGAGGGGGAGCUCCUGGGGCGCCCUCUGCCGGCCGUGCGGGUGCCCGCGGGGACGUUGCAGUCCGCACUGGACGCCCUCACCGUUCUCCCUUCUGACCAGGUCUUACCUGUGUUCCGCUGCAUGAAGCUGCUGGUGCCCCAGCUUCUGGCCUCUUCUGAAUCAGUCUGCAUAGAGGCUUUUGACAUGGCGUGGAAGAUUAUAUCUUCUCUAAGCAACACUCAGCUGACAUUCUGGUCUAACUUAAAAGCUUUUGUUCAGUUUGUUUUUGAUACCAAAGUUCUUACCAUCGCUGCAAAAAUCAAGGGCCAGGCAUAUUUCAAAAUAAAAGAGAUUAUGUACAAGAUGAUUGAAAUGUCUGCUAUAAAAACUGGAGUCUUCAAUACACUGGUAACUCACUGCUGCCAGUCCUGGGUAGUUCCUGCUUCAAAUGUAUCCCAAGGGCCUUUGUCAAAUGCUAAACAUUACAGUGAGCUGGUCCUUGAAGCUUGUAUAUUCGGAACAGCGUUUAGGCGUGAUCAGAGACUCAUUCAGGACGUACAGACCUUUAUAGAAAAUCUUGGACACGAUUGUGCAGCAAAUGUUGUUAUUGAAAAUACCAAAAGAGAGGACCAUUAUGUCAGAAUUUGUGCUGUCAAAUUCCUGUGUUUAUUAGAUGGCUCAAAUAUGUCUCAUAAGUCGUUUAUGGAAGAUCUUGCAAUCAAGCUACUGGAUAAAGAUGAACUGGUGUCCACGUCUAGAACUCGGUACUAUGUGAAUUCUCAACAGCACAGAGUGAAGAACCGAAUCUGGCAGAUUCUACUCGUGCUUUUCCCCAGAUUUGAUCAGAAUUUCUUGAAUAGAAUCAUUGACAAGAUUUUCCAGGCUGGUUUCAUCAAUAAUCAGGCAUCCAUAAAGUAUUACAUAGAAUGGAUCAUUAUAUUGAUCCUUCAUAAAUUCCCUCAAUUUCUUCCGAAGUUCUGGGAUUGCUUUUCUUAUGGUGAAGAAAACCUUAAAACAAGCAUUUGUACCUUCUUAUCAGUGUUGUCGCAUUUGGACAUCAUUACUCAAAAUAUUCCAGAAAAGAAGCUGCUGCUGAAGCGCGCGCUGACCCUUGUGCUGCGGUGGGGCUUCAGCCACAACUUCAGCGUCCGCCUCUACGCGCUGGUGGCCCUGAAGAAAAUCUGGGGCAUGUGUAAGAGGUGGCAGGUGGAAGAACUGGAGGCUUUGACGCCUGUGAUCGAAUCCAGCCUCAACCAAGUGGAGAACAUGCACGGAGCAGGGAACGCCAAGAAGAAUUGGCAACGCAUCCAAGACCAUUUCUUUUUUGCGACCUUUCACCCACUCGAGGAUUACUGCCUGGAGACCAUAUUUCACAUCCUUCCGCGCCUCUCAGGCCUUGUUGAGGACGAGUGGAUCGCCAUAGAGAAAUUCACCAGGUUCACUGACCUUCCUUCAGCUGCUGGACUUCAGGGCUACCAUUGUCCAACUCAGCUUCAUGAACUCAAACCAGGUGACUGGGCUCAGCAGGACAUAGGCUCUAACUCAAGUGAAGCGGACAACCAAUCCGAGUGGACUGAUGUUCAGAAGAAGAUAAUCCCGUGGAAAAAUAAUGCUCCUGAUUUAGACCUGGAGCUAGUAUUUCAGGAUCGUGCUUCCAAGCUUGGGAAGUCCAUCGGCAGACUGAUUGUAGUGGCCUCACUCAUUGAUAAACCAACCAAUUUAGGAGGACUGUGUCGCACCUGCGAGGUAUUUGGGGCCUCGGUGCUGGUCGUCGGCAACCUUCAAUGUGUCAACGACAAGCAGUUCCAGCACCUCAGUGUCUCAGCGGAACAGUGGCUUCCUUUAGUGGAGGUGAAGCCCCCUCAGCUGAUAGAUUACCUGCAGCAGAAGAAAGCACAGGGCUACACGGCCAUCGGCGCGGAGCAGACUGCCAGGAGUGUGGGCCUGACCCAGUACUGCUUUCCUGAGAAGUCCCUGCUGCUGCUGGGAAAUGAACGUGAGGGAAUCCCAGCAAAUCUGAUCCAGCAAUUGGAUGUCUGUGUGGAAAUUCCUCAACAGGGCAUCAUCCGUUCGCUUAACGUGCACGUGAGUGGAGCGCUGCUGAUCUGGGAAUACACCCGACAGCAGCUCCGGAGGCACGCGGGCACGCAGCCGUGAGGGCCACGCCUUUUCUGGGAUGUUAUUGGUGCUAUUGCCACAUUUUUUUUUUUAAAAGAAACUAUUUGGAUUAAUGAAACAGAUUGUGAAUUUACUGGGAUAAUUUGUAUAUUUUCUUACAAUUUAAUGCCAAACUUUUUCAUGUGCCUUAAGUAUAUUAUGUA